ACUGAGUAUUAUUUUUGUGUGGAUUGUAAGGAAGAUGGAGCCUGAAGAGCAUGCUCUCGGUGAUCUCCCAAAGCUGAACCAUUUUCGUGUGGAGGAUGCAUAUCAUACUUAUGGAAAUGGAAAGAAGCUGAAGAAAAGUAGAAAUGCAGUCUCAACUAAAGAUGUUCCCAGAGAACCUGUAAAACAGAAGCAUAUUGAAGUUGCUGGAUUUUCUAGCAAAGUCAAACCAAACAAUUUUGCUUUUGUGAGAGAACCCAAAUACACACAACCUACCUACUUUGCGGAUUUGAACUAUUCAAUAAUUAGGGAAGAUAAUAUCUCAGAAAAGUACAAGCAACUCAGAAAAAUAUCUAAUGAAAAGCAACAGGGAAUUAAAACCAAUUUUCGCUUGCCAAAAAUUGUGGAUAAAACGAACCCUUCAAACAUUGUGGGUAGAACGAACCCUUCAAACAUUGUGGGUAGAACGAACCCUUCAAACAUUGUGGAUAGAACGAACCCUUCAAAAGCUGUUAAACGUGACCAACUGAGCUCUGUAUUACAUCUUAAGCAAUCUCAACGCAAGAGCAUUCCAAAACACUUUAGUCCACUCACACAAGCAAUAUAUGCUAAUCGCGCUCUGCAGGAAGAAGCAAAAUAUUGGUCUACUGAUGGUACCACAAAUAAAACGUUACAGGAAGGGAAAUCAAGCAGUAUCUCAGAAAACUUGGACAUCAGUCCACUCACCCAAGCAAUAUAUACUAACCGUGCUCAGCCUGAGGAAGAAGUAAGAUUAUUGUCUACUACUGGCUCAACAAAUCACAAAGGGAAAUCGAACAGUACUAGUACAUCAGAAAACUCGAACAUCGGUCCAUACAUCCUACCAAUAAAUGCUAACCGUACCCGUACUUUUCGGGAAGAAACAAGAUACUGGUCUACUCCAACUGGUACAACAAAUCACAAAGAGAAAUCAAGCAGUACAUCAGAAAACUUGGACAUCCGUCCACACACUCUAGCAAUAAAUGAUAACCGUGCUCAAGCUGAGGAAGAAGUAAGAUUAUUGUCUACUACUGGCUCAACAAAUCACAAAGGGAAGUCUAACAGUACCAGUACAUCAGAAAACUUCACCAGUUCACACACCCUAGCUAACCCUGCUCUGCAGGAGGAAGAAGCAAGAUAUUUGUUUAUUGAUUCAACAAAUCACAAAGAGAAAUCAAACAGUACUAGUACAUCAGAAAACUUGGACAUCAGUCUACACACCCUAGCAAUGAAUGCUAACCCUGCUCUGCAGGAGGAAGAAGCAAGAUAUUUGUCUACUGGUUCAAAUCAAAAGUUACACAAAGGGAAAGCAAACCGUACUAGUACCUCAGAAAACUCGAAUAUCAGUCCACACGCCCUAGCAAGAAAUGCUAACCGUGCUCCCCUGGAGGCAAGCCCUUGGUCUACUGGUAAAACAAAUCACAAGUCACUGAAACAGCCAUCAAAGACUGCAGAUAAUGAAAUUGAACAGGAUGUCGAAAUAUCUCACACAGCAAAUCAAAAGUUACACAAAGGGAAAGCAAACCGCACUAGUACCUCAGAAAACUCAAACAUCAGUCCACACGCCCUAGCAAGAAAUGCUAACCGUGCUCCCCUGGAGGCAAGCCCUUGGUCUACUGGUAUAACAAAUCACAAGUCACUGAAACAGCCAUCAAAGACUGCAGAUAAUGAAAUUGAACAGGAUGUCGAAAUAUCUCACACAGCAACGCUUGGUAACUCAAAUUUCAUUCAAAAACAAGAAUCUCUAUCCCAGCCACAAUAUACCUUACAAAAACCAACGGCGGCUCUGUACGGAGAAAAACAAGAAAAAACAAGGUCUCUAUCCCAGCCACAAUAUACCUUACAAAAACCAACGGCGGCUCUGUACGGAGAAAAACAAGAAAAAACGAGGUCUCUAUCCCAGCCACAAUAUACCUUAGAAGAACCAAUGGCCCUGUACGGAACAACAGCAGCUGGUAAUACUACCAAACCCUCGCAAACUACCAGAAAAUCAGCAAAUAACAUUGUUGCAAAUGCGUUCAACCAAGACUUAAAUGUGCAGCAAGGUAGAAAUGAAUUUCAGAAGAACCGAGGAUUCAGACAAAAAUUAAAAUGGCCACCACAACAAAAACUUUCACAGGAUAAAAGCAAUGAGAAGAAAUCUGCCAAGAACACUGAACAGAAGACCUUAUAUAACAACUCAAAUUUUAUUCAAAAUCCUGAAGAAACGAUGCAGCCGCAACACAAAAACCAAAUACAUGGGCCUCAGUUUUUACAAGAAGAGUUGCCAAUGGCUCUGUAUGGAGCAACAUUAACUGGCAUUACUACCAACCCCUUACAACAUAAUCCCAAAAAACCAACAAUUAUUGUGAAUCCAGUCGAGCAAGAGUUCAAUCUAAAGCCAAGUAGAAGAGAACCUCAAAAAACUCCAGAAAGAUUAAAAUCAAAAUGGCCAGAAGAAUCACCACAAGUAGCUGCGUCUACCAGCGACCAUACUUCAUCCUCAUUUACCAAAAUACCAAAUCACAGGAGCUCUCUGACAAAUCCAAAUACUCAAAGACUUCAUAGGUUUCAGAAUGAUGAAACUCAUAAAAAAAAUAAUGGACAGUCGAUAGUUAAUAAUACAUUAACAAUGGAUAUUAAGCCUAAGGAGUCUUUAAGCAACAAUAGCAAAGAUAAUAUUGCAAAUAAGAUCAGAAACUCGAGUAUAGACAGUGACCGAGGCAGACGAUUUAGUUAUGGUUCGCAGAGAAAUUCUAUUACCACCCCAAUCGAGAAGGAUGGCAGCAACACAAAACAGUUUUUAGCUCCCUGUAUUCUAGUGAACGCUCAACAAAGUCAGGAAAACAACCUAUUGAGCUCCUCUAGCAACUGGAACUCACGUGCAUCUUUUUCAGGAGAGCUUGGACCUAUACAGACGAGAGACUCUUCUCCAGGAGAACUUGUACAGGCAGGAGACUCUUAUUCAGAAGGACUUAUACCUAUGCAGGCUAGAGACUCUACAGAAGAAGGACUUAGAUUGUUGCAGGCUAAAGACUCUUCAGAAGAGUUGGGAUCUAUACAGGCAAGAGACUCUUAUUCAGAAGGACUUGAAUCUAGCGAUACGGGGAACAAGCCAUUACAAGAAGUUGUCACAGAUCUCGUUCAACAGCUGGUUGAGCCACCUUGUGAUCCAGAAGCGCAGCAUAUUAUACACAGUGGGCUUGCAGACAUUAAAGAAGAAGAAGAAUAUUGGCUUGACUUUGAAGUUCCAAAACUGACUCCUGAGCUAAACGAAGUUCGCCCUUUAUCUUUUACUCGUGCUUUUGCAUUCUCCUAUUUCCACUUAUUCGACAUUCAAAAGUCCAACAAUAUAUUACUCGAUCCGUUACCUGUCACCAGACAAAAGAAAAGAUUUCCCAGAAAGAAACCACUAAUAGUCAAAGAGUGGAAAUCUGCUUUUUAA
Molecule: messenger RNA, 3439 nt
Organism: Halichondria panicea
Lineage: Eukaryota; Metazoa; Porifera; Demospongiae; Suberitida; Halichondriidae
Exons: 2
Coding region: 35-3439 (1134 amino acids)
Source: RefSeq, a predicted model, not a curated record